AUGUUCAAGCGAUCUUUCAAUACCAGGGAAGGUCGCAUCGUCAAGUCAAAGAACACCAAGACUACAUAUCCCGAACAUGUGAAGAGAAAGUUGCAGGACAGCGUGGACGAAGCGCCAGUGGCUAGCACGCUGACGAGUCCCAUUGUGACAUUGGUUGUCGGCACUGAGCAGCGUCUUUUCGCCGCUCACGAAGAUAUCCUCUGUCAUUCACCCUACUUCGCUGCUGCACUGAAAGGCAAGUUCCUCGACGACAGCGCGAAGAGGGUUGAACUGCCCGAUGAAGAACCCGAAAUCUUAUCUUGCGUGCUCGAAUUCCUGUACAAGGGUGACUAUUAUCCUCGCUUGUUGCACAACAAGCGCCGAAACACUUGGGAUCUAGAGGACCAGGAUCUAAAACUCGGUGGCCGCGGUAGCAGUGCUUCUACAAUCUUCCUCUCUGGAGCUGGCGGUGAAGUCCUUCGGGACACCAUCGUUUACUGCGCUGCUGAGAAGUACGGCCUGGACGAACUGAAGCGCUUGGCUCUCCGGAAACAAGGACUCCAGUCCGGUGUCCAAGUUGACGUGAUCUUGCGAUCAGCUCGGUACGCGUACGAAAACACUCCCGACACGGAAUCACGUCUCCGCGCUCAUUACCUGGCUCUGAUCAUUCGAAGUCGCAAGACUUUCAAGAGGAGCGGAACCAUGCAGAUGGAAAUGGAGAAUGGGGGCAAAUUGUUUUUCGACCUUUUUGUGGCCAUGUGCAAUCAUAUCGACGACAUUGUCGAGAUCAGGUAA
This is a messenger RNA of Exophiala aquamarina CBS 119918, 774 nucleotides long. RefSeq lists its product as uncharacterized. The coding region runs from base 1 to 774 and encodes 257 amino acids. Gene Ontology annotation, molecular function: protein binding. The record is from RefSeq and is a predicted model, not a curated record. NCBI's taxonomy places the organism in Eukaryota, Fungi, Ascomycota, Eurotiomycetes, Chaetothyriales, Herpotrichiellaceae. The transcript is spliced from 2 exons.